CUAGCCACAUGGUAAUAGGAUGCGUAAAGUAAAGUCGGCGGGACAUAAGAACAAGCGGUGCCGGGAUGUUACCGAAUAGCUGAUCCGCGAGAGAUGAAGCACGUUUGCAACCGGUGGCUUCGAGGAACAAGAGAAGAUUGUUGAGACGUGAACACGGCCAUCACGAGUCUAAGCGCAGCACUGUUCGGCAUUUCGCGUCUAUGUACACGCGCGCCCAAGGCUUAUCGCUUAACCCUCACCAUCCUCACCCUGCCGAGCAUUGCCGAAUAUGGACGGACAGCGUUGCGGGGCGCUAGCCGGAUUCGAGGCCAAGCAAUGUAAUUGGUUGAUCGACGUCAUCAGAUUUGAUCGCGCACUAACGAGUUCCGAAUAAAGUCAAGCUCAAGUCAAGUGUGGGGUAAUCGCGCUUGUUCCGAGCUCUCCCUCCUCCCGCUGCACGACCAUGUCCAAGUUCGAGCCCAACGGCAGAUCCGCCGUCAAGCGCACGUUUGCAGGCCAAGGCAGACUUCCCAAGCUUCCCAUCCCGCCAUUGGAGGAGACCUGCCGCCGGUACCUGACGGCUCUCAAAGCGUUACAAAGCGACGAAGAGCACGAGCUCUCGGCAGCUGCAGUCAAGGAGUUUCUAGAGACGGAUGGACCGAGGAUACAGGAAGUGCUGCUGAAGUGGGCCGAGGGCAAAGACAGCUACAUCGAAGAGUUCUGGUAUGAAUCUUAUCUGUCCCACUCGGAUCCCGUUGUAUUGGCGUUGAAUCCGUUCUUCGUCCUCGAGAACGACCCGUCGCCAGAUCGCGGGCUGCAGCUUCCCCGGGCGGCCUCGCUGAUCGUUUCCUCCCUCGGCUUCAUUCACGAUCUACGUGCGGAGAUUCUUGAACCGGACAAUGUGCGAGGUGUGCCCUUGGACAUGGACCAGUACCGCCGUCUCUUCGGCACUGCGAGAAUACCCACUCUGCGAGGAUGCAAGAUGCACAGCAACCCGAGUUCGAGACACAUCGUUGUGCUUCGGCGUGGCCAGUUCUACUGGUUUGACGUGCUUGACGAGGACAACCUCCCUGUGCUGACGGAGCGAGAAGUUAUCCGCAAUCUGCAAGCUAUCGUCGAAGAUGCAGAUAAGACCCAUAUAUCCGAGGUGGCCCGUGGUGCGAUUGGCGUGUUGUCGACGGAGAAUCGCAAAGAAUGGUCCCGGCUCCGGACGACUCUCUCGACAGACAGCCACAACGCUUCCUGUCUCGAGAUUGUAGACAACGCAUUGUUCAUCGUUUGUCUUGACGAUGCGGCGCCCAAAGAUCUCGCGGAGCUCUGCGAUAACUUCCUCUGUGGAACCUACCAGCUUGACGGCGGCGUCCAAAUCGGAACCUGCACCAACCGGUGGUAUGACAAGUUGCAGAUUAUCGUGUGCGCCGAUGGAGCUGCUGGGAUCAAUUUCGAGCAUACGGGUGUGGAUGGACACACUGUUCUCAGAUUCGCCGCGGACAUCUUCACCGAGGGGCUCAUGCUUCUCGCGCGCUCAAUCAAUCCCUCCGCGCCGACACUAUUCCACGCGCCUCUUUCCCCUCACGCCAAGUCCUUUAAGCCGCCUAAAGGCAAGGUGAAUGGUGUCUCACCUGUGCGCUCUACGAUCGACACCACGCCCAAGAAAUUGGAGUGGCAGUUGUCGUCGGAGCUGCGGGUCGGGAUCCGCUUUGCCGAGACGCGUCUGAGCGAUCUGAUCUGCCAGAAUGACUGCCAGGCGUUAGAGUUCAGCGGCUACGGCAAGAAUUUCAUCACAAGUCACGGAUUCAGUCCGGACGCUUUUGUCCAGAUGGCAUUCCAAGCAGCUUAUUUUGGGCUUUAUGGCCGAAUCGAAUGCGUGUAUGAGCCUGCAAUGACCAAGUCGUUUUUACAUGGACGGACGGAGGCUAUCCGAUCCAUUCAGCCGCAGAGUGUGGCGUUCACAAAGGUGGCCUUUUACUCGGAUGCUUCGGCUUCCGACAAGAUUGCGGCCCUGCGAAAGGCUUGUGAAGGACAUGUUGCGCUUACGAAGGAAUGCAGCAAAGGGUUGGGUCAAGACAGACAUCUGUACGCGUUGUACUGUCUGCUCCAGCGUCAGAUGAGCGGUGAACUGGAUCCAUCUCCGGAUGUCCCCGCUCCAUGGACUGGGAGUCCGAAGACGAUGCCCACGAUAUUUACUGACCCUGGAUGGAGCCUUAUCAGCACGUCCAUUUUGUCUACAUCCAAUUGUGGUAAUCCGGCUCUGCGACUGUUUGGAUUCGGCCCAGUCGCAGCUGACGGGUAUGGUAUCGGAUAUAUCAUCAAGGAGGACGGACUUUCGAUUUGUGCUUCGUCAAAGCACCUCCAGACUCGUCGCUUCCUAGACACUCUCAAGAGCUAUCUACUUGAUGUCCAGCGUAUUCUGAUCCAGCUUUACUCUAACGCCAAUGCACGCCAGGCACCCUUCGUUGAUCACAGCGGUGUGUUGCGGGAUUCGAAGACCGGGCGGGCUCUGAAUGGCAACUCGGACGACGAGGACUCAGGGGAAAUCGACAUUUCGGGUUAUUCCUUUUUCGAUACAAAUGAUGUCAAGCUUCUCGGGCAGCGCAAGGUGUCUCCGUAUUCAAACAUUGGCAAGGUCAUUCAGAUUGCGGAGUACUAGGGAUAUAUUAUAUGUUAAAUGUACAAUUAUUGUACCGUUUGUCCAUAAAUUUAAUUGAAGGCUAUAAAUUCACAGGUGUUGAAU
Messenger RNA from Mycena citricolor, 2713 nucleotides. NCBI's taxonomy places the organism in Eukaryota, Fungi, Basidiomycota, Agaricomycetes, Agaricales, Mycenaceae. The record is from the annotation of a GenBank genome assembly.